GCAGUGAAGGAGUCACGCGAGGAUGUGGUCGAGCUAAAGGAUGAAAGCAUUUCAACAGCUGCCUUGAAGAUCAGUUCGUCUUGCAGCCGAUCACCUUUAAGUUACUUGUGCUGUUCAACAAUGUUGCAUUUACCUGGAAACCGAGUUUGCGAAGUGUCAGAUUGACGUGCAAACGUAUUGAGUCAAAUCUUAACAAUUGCUAAACGACACAAUGUAAGAUAUCGUCAGUGUACAAGGAGAUCUGUGAAAGUGAAGAUUUCUUGUCCCAUAUGGAUGCUAAUCAAUAUUCUAACCUUCUCAGCACAGAUUACCUCUGUUCUCCUUCAGAGACAGUCGUCUUCACAUCCGUAAUGCAGUGGAUCAAAUACAAGAAGGAAAAGUGGAUGACACCGUCGCGGCUAAAGUUAUCGGAGCGGUUCGUUUGGAGUUGGUGGACAUCAGGGAAAUCAUAAAGAGUUCGACACAGACGAAAUGAAACAAAAUUCCAGAAAUAUUCACUCUUGUUUAUGAAACACUCGUGCACAGCCAUAGGCCCUCCAGCAGUUCUAAGUUAGAGAAAGCUAUAAACCAAGAUCUACGAGCCUGGUAAGAACGCCGAGUGUCUAUGACGGAACGUGCCUUUGUUUUCUUACAGACAAUAACGAAAUAAUAGAAAAAAGGAAAAGAAAAAACUAAUAAUAAUUAUAGAAAAUCAGUUGUUUGAUCAGUACAAAUAAAAUAAUCAGUCUGCUUAAGGGGAUGGAGACGUAUGACAUUUCAUGCUUACACUUUUUACAUAUGUAUUUACUUUUUGUGUUUUAGGUUCUUGUUGCAAUUGUUCCUCGGUCUUAGAUGCAGUUCUUUGACGUCCAAUCAAAAACGUGUAAAUCUUUGCCUUCAAUGCCACAGUUUUCUGAGGCAACGGGCAUGCCUUUGUGCCGAAUAUGUUGGUAAUUAAGUGUAUGUAGCAGUAAAAAAGGGGAAUGAUUUUGUUAAUUAUUGUUAUCACUUAGUUAAUAGGUCAUGGGAGACACUCCCAUCUUUUGCUGGCUUAGCUAAUCGAAUCAGUAGUUUGUGCAGUGUUGACGACCAUUUAUACGCUAUACACCAUUCUAAGACACCUUACAGAUAUCAUAUUUCUACAAAUCAGUGGUUAUAUGUAGCUAACUUAAGGGCUCCAAGUAGCAUGCCAGAGAGUUCAUUUUGCAACAAAGCAGCACUGUUAGUGUAUAAAUCUCGGGUGUACGUACUUUAUGGACGAGGAGUAAGACGACGUUGUUGGGGAAGUAGAAGAAAUGGAUACUUACCUCUGGGAAGCACAGGUAGCAAACGUAUUUUGCUUUGAUCAAAAGAGGAAUAUGUGGGAACAAAAGGUUUCAACAAGUACCAACCACUUUGGUUCUAUGUUGCUGGGGGAAAGUGCACCAUCAAUGAAUCUUAUGCUGAGCCAUGCGGUAGAACAGGUUCUGUUGAAGUGUAUGAUGAGGAAAACAACAACUGGACUGUU
Molecule: messenger RNA, 1486 nt
Organism: Porites evermanni
Lineage: Eukaryota; Metazoa; Cnidaria; Anthozoa; Scleractinia; Poritidae
Source: the annotation of a GenBank genome assembly